CUGAUGGGAGAUUUGACGACGUGUGUUUGUGAAGAAGAAGUAGAAGAAGAAGAAGAAGAAGAAGAAGAAGAAGAUGGUUCUGCUCCGAGCUGCUGCUCUGUGCUGUCUGUGUUCAGCGCUGGUUGCCAUGGCAGCAGAGCUGAUCCAGGAGCAGCUGUCAUUGACCAGGAGAGUUGGUGAAACUGCUUCUUUCAGCUGUGGAGGACUUGACCUGUGUGGCACUUAUGUCUUCUGGUACCAGAAGAAAGAGACAGAAACUUUCACACGGAUUCUGAAUAUUAAUAAAAACACUGGUGCCAUUUAUCGUGGUUACAAUCAUCCUCAGAAAGAAGACUUCAAAGCUCAGAUGAACAACAACAAGAAGAUCUGUGAACUGAAGAUAAACAAAGUUCAAUCCUCUCACUCAGCCUCAUAUUACUGCUCCUGUUAUGAUUCCCGGUUCAUGAUAUUUGGCUCUGGAACUAAACUUUAUGUAACAGAUGACCCGGUGGUGGCGCCAGUGUUGACCGUGUACCCAGCAGUGUCCCUGGAGGGGCGGAGCUCCCUGGAGGGGCGGAGCUCCCUGCUGUGUGUGGCCUCGGCCAUGUCUCCUCCUCCGGUCCAGUUCUUCUGGAAGAGACAGAGGAAGGAGGGCGGUCAUCAGGAGGAGCUGCCCCCUGCUGAGGAGGGAGAGCAACUGCAGCUCAGAGAGUGGGGACGCGUCGCCACCAUCAGGCUGGUCCGUCAUGACGCUCUGUACGCGUAUAAAUAUCGCUGCUACGUCAGACACGAGGGAGGAACAGUGGCGGCUCAGGUAGAACAAGAAGUUUCUGCUCUUCCUCCACCGUCUUCUCCUCCACCGUCUUCUCCUCCAACAUCUUCUCCUCCACCAUCUUCUCCUCCAACAUCUUCUCCUCCACCAUCUUCUCCUCCAACAUCUUCUCCUCCACCGUCUCAGUUCCAGGUCCGGUUGCUGGUUCUGUUCUACUCACUGCUCAUCGUGAAGAGUCUGGUUUUCAGCUCUGGACUCUUUGUGAUCACAGUCCUCACAAACCAGAGAAGGUCCUAACAUGGCUGAUUGAUCUUCUCUUCUCACCAUCAUGACGUCACACACACACACACACACACACACACACACUCACUCUCCCUGCACCAAACCCCAUAGAUAAAAAAAAUCAGUGAUUUUAGCUGGUGGGGACACAGGAGCUGCUGGUCCUCUGCUGCCUCAUGUGGUCACUUUGUGUCACUGCGUUAAGUCUAAAUGAAAUAUUUCAAACACUGAAGUGACAAAAUAAGACAUUUGAACUUAGUGAUGGAGGCAGCAGUGGAUCAACAACUCCUGUGUGCUGUGAUGUUAAAAUCACUGAUUUUCUCUAUGGACCUUGGUGUGGGAGAGUGAGUGAGUUUCCAGACGUCCACAUACACUGACCCCUAGAGGACAUUUGGACUCGUGGUUCUGUUCUUACUCACAUUUUUUAUUUACUGGCAUCAGAACCAACUUUAAAUCAACAAACUCAUUUUAUUUCCAUCAAAAGACAAAAAAAAACAAAUAAAUGUAACAAAGUUUCAGAAAAAAAGUGUUUGUGUCAUUGUUUCCUGUCAUUAUUAUUAUUACAGUUAUAGUUGCUGUAUAUUUUCAGUUUUUUGUUUGUUACAGAGUUUGUGUAUAAAACAUUUUCACUGUGUCUUAUUUCUGUUUAUGAACAUGAGCGCACAUUAAACCUCUUGUUGUGGUGUAGAGAGACCUCUUGUGGUGAAUAGUGGUAUUGACCAUGCUA
This is a messenger RNA of Solea solea (common sole), 1757 nucleotides long. RefSeq names its product immunoglobulin kappa light chain-like. The record is from RefSeq and is a predicted model, not a curated record. The transcript is spliced from 5 exons. NCBI's taxonomy places the organism in Eukaryota, Metazoa, Chordata, Actinopteri, Pleuronectiformes, Soleidae. The coding region runs from base 74 to 1048 and encodes 324 amino acids.